AUGGAAAAUGAACCAUAUCAAAGUCAACGUAAUUAUCAACAACAAGCUGCUGAAUAUCUAAGUCAAGCAUUAGAAUAUGAUGAACAAUCAGAAAAUCAUGAAUUAGCUAUUGCAUUAUAUAAAAAAGGCAUUGAAGAAUUAGAAAAAGCAAUAAACUUAAAUAUUGAUCCAAAUGAUCAACGCGCACUAGAGUUACGUACAAAAAUGCGUAAAAAUUUAGCUAUGGCUCGUGAACGAGUUGAAAUUUUACAAAAAUUAAUUCAAACUGAUUCCAAUCCAGUAAUGAAAGUUCACGUCCAGCCAACUAAAGUUCAACGUCCAUUACGACCUCGUAGUAUUGGUUCAGCACCUUCAUCUGCUUCAUCUAAUUGUCGCUCUCGUGUUAUGUCACCUGCUCCUGCUUCUGCCUCAUCGAUGCGUUUAACUUCUAAAUUAAAACAACCACCUCCACAAACUAUGAAUAAUCGAAUAAAAGAACUUCCAUCAACAGCAAAUGCUAGGAAAAUACCAACACAAAACCAAUCACAACGAAUAUCACUUAAAUUACCCAAUGUUGAACCUAAACUUGUUUCAUAUAUUCUUAAUGAAGUCAUUGAAAAUAGACCACAUGUCAAAUUCGAUGACAUAAGUGGUCAACAAGGAGCUAAACGAGCACUUGAAGAAGCUGUUAUUUUACCAGUUCUUCGACCAGAAAUGUUUACUGGUUUACGUGCACCUGUACGAGGCAUUCUUUUAUUUGGACCUCCCGGUAAUGGUAAAACAAUGCUGGCAAAAGCUGUAGCUUCUGAAGCUAAAGCACGAUUUUUCAAUAUAAGUGCAUCAAGUUUAACAUCAAAAUAUAUUGGUGAAGGUGAAAAAUUAGUUCGAGCUUUAUUUACUGCAGCUCGUGAAUUACAACCAUCGAUUAUCUUUAUUGAUGAAGUAGAUUCAUUACUUACAGCACGUAAAGAAUCUGAACAUGAUGCAAUGCGUCGACUUAAAACUGAAUUUCUUAUUCAAUUUGAUGGUGUUCAAACAAAUAAUGAUGAUCGUAUUCUUGUUCUUGCUGCAACAAAUCGUCCAUUUGAAUUAGAUGAUGCAGCAUUAAGACGUUUUCCCCGUCGUAUUUAUAUACAAUUGCCAGAUAUUAGAACACGUGAACAACUUUUAAAAUAUUUACUUAAUAAACAAGAACAUAAUUUAACAGACAAUGAUUUUCGAUGGAUUGCUAAUGAAACUAAUGGUUACUCAGGUAGUGAUUUAACUGCUGUAGCAAAAGAUGCUGCAAUGGGUCCUGUACGUGAAUUAGGUGUUGAAGAAUUAAAACAAUUAUCAAUUAGUCAUAUUCGUCCAAUAUUACGACAAGAUUUUAUACAAGCAUUAAGAAAAAUUCGAGCAAGUCUAUCAUCAUCAACACUUGAUAAAUAUAUACAAUGGAAUUCAACAUUUGGUGAUUGUAGUUAA
This is a messenger RNA of Rotaria sp. Silwood1, 1443 nucleotides long. The record is from the annotation of a GenBank genome assembly. NCBI's taxonomy places the organism in Eukaryota, Metazoa, Rotifera, Eurotatoria, Philodinida, Philodinidae.